UCUGCGGGGAGUGUUUGCAGCCCUGCCUCCAGGUGCCCUCCCCGCUGUGCCCGCUCUGCCGCAUGCCCUUCGAUCCCAAGAAGGUGGAGAAGGCCUCCAACGUGGAGAAGCAGCUCUCCUCCUACAAGGCGCCCUGCCGGGGAUGCAGCAAGAAGGUGACGCUGACAAAGAUGAGGUCCCACGUCUCGUCCUGUGGGAAGGUGCAGGAGCAGAUGGCCAACUGCCCCAAGUUCGUGCCGGUGAUCCCCACCUCCCAGCCCAUCCCCAGCAAUAUCCCCAACCGGUCCACGUUCAUCUGCCCUUACUGCGGUGCCCGCAACCUGGACCAGCAGGAGCUGGUCAAGCACUGCAUGGAGAACCACCGCAAUGACCCCAACAAAGUGGUGUGCCCAGUCUGCUCCGCUAUGCCCUGGGGGGAUCCCAGCUACAAGAGUGCCAACUUCUUGCAGCACCUCCUGCACCGGCACAAGUUCUCCUAUGACACCUUUGUGGACUAUAGCAUUGACGAGGAGGCAGCACUGCAAGCCGCGCUGGCGCUUUCCCUCUCUGAGAACUGACGGCCAUGGCCAAGCUGCAGCGGGGCCCUCGACCUUCCACCCUCCUCUGCACUGGCCGCUUGCCACUGCAGCCAGUGAGGCAGGGAGCUCAUCCACCCCGGCAUCCUCUAGCGAGUAGGCAGACCAUCCUCUCAGCCUCGCACCUUGUUGAAUAAGGUGGGAGCUUUCAGUGACGUGACAGAGUGGGGGCCAGAGCAACCCUGGCUGGACAGGACGGGGGCCCUUCCCUGCUGCCGGGUUCCUUCACUGGGACGUUCCAGAUCCAGAUAACGGAGUAUACAUCGAUCUAUUUAUUACUAGAUGCUUUUUGGGCACCGUCUACCCUCUUCCUCUUCACAGUUUAAUCGGUACUUCUUUCAGCAGCGUGUUCAGGACCACACGUCUUCAUCAGGAGCUCUGCUCAUUCCCUGUUUUCUCUUUCCAAAGCACGGAGCAGAGGGGGGUUGAGCCCGGGAAGGGCACAGAUGGAGACCCCGACCCUCCACAGCUGAGUGGCAACUGCUCAUGCUCUCCCCCACAUGGGCCCAGACCAGAAGCAAGGUGGCACUUGGGCUACAGCGGCUGUGCUGUGAGGACAAGCGUACUGGAAAUCUGUAGCUAGAAGCAGCUGGGAGGCCCUGAGCCCUCCUGCCAUUCGCCAUCCAGUCCAGUUCUCUCCCCCUGAUCAUUUUGUACUGGCUUUUUGUGAUGCAAGGAGUUCUUGCAUUUUUCUACAUUAACCCAUGUGAAACCUUUUCACGUUUUCUAGGGCCAGGGUGAAGCGGCAACUCCUCUUCAUGUUGCAAUACUGGUGUCUGACUAGGGACAGUAGUAUUUUUAUGGGACAUUAUUAAGAGAAAAAAAAAAAUCUAUUUUUCAAAGCUCAUGCUGCAGGUUGGAGAAAGAGGGCAGGGAUGACUAGUGUUAUCUUCCUGGAGGCCUGAGCGACUCUGUUAGUUUCAGACAUGUUGGUUUAUCUCCAAGGGUUUUCCAUCGGGCAUCUCUACAAAGAAAGCUGAGGCUGGCAUGCGGCUGAGCUGGGGCCAAGAUAGUGGAUGCAAUGCCAGGAGUUACUCAGUAUUAUGCGAGCUCCAGGUUUCGGCCCGUUUUUGGUCUGCAGGCGGUGUUAGCUGGCUUCUUUGUAGUGACGAGGGUCUCUGCGAUCUGCCGGAGCCUGGCAGGCAUUAGAGCAGGGCUGCUUUGGUUCUCACCGGGCAGAGAUUUUGGGCUGGUUGCAGUGAUCUCUGUUCAAAGGGAUACCUAUGGCUCAGGCUUCUGAUGUCUGUCCUUCUACUCAUGGUGCCAAAAGCUCCCUCUCAAAUCCUUUGUUGGGAUCUUGGAAGUUUUGAAUGUGAAGCUGGAGCAUGGGGACCCCCCAGCUGGUUGCUAUGAGCUGUCAAGGUUUGCCCUGAGAGAAGGGACUCCUUGAUAGCCAGCAGACUUAGCCAGUUUGUGGGUGGCUGGGUGGACUCUAAUCCCCAAGUGGCAUCAGGAGCCUGUCAGCAGGAGCAAAGCCAGGGAUUGGGGUCAUGCUGUCCUCUGAAACAGCAGGGAUAGGGUGGAGGAAGAGGCCAGCUUUGGGCCUGAUGGGGUGCAGCAGGUCCCAAGCAAGCACUGCAGUGCCCAGAGGUUACGCUGAUACCUGUGUUCAUUGGCCAGUGCUUGCUUCAGUGCUUGCAACAGAAUUUAGUGCACACCCUGUGCCCUCAGCAUGGGCAGGAAGGGCCUGCUCUGUGCCAGGCUGUGCACCCCUGGGCCCUCCAGACCCCCCGCCAGACGCCCCGAUCACUGUCCCUUGCAGCCCAGCUGCUGCAUGAGCCUCUCGGGGUAUGGGGCAGAUCUGGCUGAAGCCUGAGAUGACACUGGGUUUUAGCAGCUAUGAUGUUUCUCCUUGGAAUGGCGCAGCCAGCAAAGCAGGCCAGGAAAUGUCAAAGGCAGCAGGGCUGGGCAGGAAAUGCUACUUCCAGUGCACUGUAGCUGCUAUGGUCUCAUGUCUGCUGCCCCCAGCGUGGCACGUGGCCCUUGGAGCCGGCAGUGGAGCAGGCAGGGAGGCCUGGACCUGUUGCCCUCUAGUCCCAGCCCUGUGCCACCUGCCUCGAUUCCUAGUGGGAGCGUGGGCUCACAAAGGUGGAACGUAAGCCCUCUUCCCCAGGCUUCCCAUCUCAGCUGGGAGCCCGAUGCCUGUCCCUCCAUGCCCUAGAGCAGCCUCUUCUUUCCCAGGGGGUGGAGGCCAUGGCCCUGUGGGGUGUGUGCCCAGGAGCAGGGCUGGGCUGGCUGGGAAAGCUGCCCCAUCCAACUCCCUCUCUCCUGGCCGCUCCCAGCUUGGGCUCGUGGGUGCUUUUGUCCCAUCGCUCGCUGUUCUUGUCGUUCCCAGAAGAAGCCUCCAGGGGGUGCAGCUGUCCCGCUGGAUCGGGGCCCUCCCUGCGUGCUGUGUCCUGUCCUGGGCCUUGCUGGUGGAGUGGAGCCCCCCGCUGCCUGCAGACACUCCUGCCCAUGCCCUCGCGCCCCAGCCUGGCAGCCAGGCUUACUGGAGGGUCAGUAGCACGCCUGGCAAGGCGGCACGGGGUAGCGGGUGGAGCUGCGCCCCUCGUCUUCUCGGCUACUUCAGUGGCUAGCAGAGCAGCCUUUUUGCUUCUGUGCUUCUGUUUCCUUAUCCGUGCGCCGCCCGGACACUACUGUCUUCAGGUUUGCCAGGGUGGCACCUUCCCCUUCUCACAGUCCUCUGGGGCUCUCGUGUGAAAGGUGCUGGGCAUGUGGUGGGGGCAUGACUCAUUCCCCUGGCCUGGGUCAAAGCUGUGUGACCCAGGCAGUCUCUGCAGUUGCUUGCUGGCAUCAGGCAGGGCUCAGAUGUGGGGCGGGGGCACAAGUUCCCUUCCCCUGGCAGGUCGUGCCCCACCUGCUGCACCUGGCUCUGCCGUGCUGGGUGGGUUCCUUUGCUCCCCCCUCCCCAGCACCAGACAAGCCCAGAUCUCCAUACAAUGCGGAGCGGAAGGCAAACACUCAGCAGAGACAGGCUGAUCCAAGCAGUGCCCUGAUCGGCUGAGUCACCACCUCUGCGGUGGGGGACGUGCUGGACAGUGCCGCCCUGUUCCCGGCCUGGGGCUUUCUUCACCCCCCUGCCAGCUCCUGUUCCCGGCAGGGUGCCUGUGGGUUUUCCUUGCAAUAUCCCUCCUUUAUUUGAGCCCCCCCCAGCAGAGUCUGGCUUCCCAGACAGUCCUCUCUGGGCUGCUGGGUUCUGUGGUUAAAGGGGUUCAGCCUGCUCACCAGCCCGCGUGUGUGGGUUGGUGGGUGGGUGUGGGGGGAGGGAGGGUUGCGUCGUGAAGGGUCGGAGCUGAGGAUCCCUGCCUGCUGUCUUAACGGGGUACUGUCCAUUAGCCUCAGACCCGUGGUGGCAGCAAGCUGGGUGUCUGGACCCUGCCUCCACUGUCCCCCACCCCAGGCAGCACAGCCUGCUUUCAUAAAGCACUUUAAACCCCACUCCUGAAACUCCCCAGCUCGGUGCCAGCUCAGCCUGGCGCUCCCUGAGCACCGGGCACUGCUGGCUUCCCCCCCUGGUACGGCAGCAGGGGGUGGCGGUCUUGCCCUCCAGGGGCAGGAGGGGCGUCCCGUGUUGUGUGUUGUCUGUCGGAUGCGGCGUCCUAGCCGGUCAUGCUGUUCCCGUGUGUUCUUUGUGACUCUUUUGCAUUUGACUAGGACUUUUAACGAGACAUCCGUUUUUUGACGAACAAUCGAUGAUGUAUUUGUAGCGGACCAUUUUUUUUCUCAAUAAAUACAGUUUCAUCCA
Gavialis gangeticus (Gharial) is the source of this 4320-nucleotide messenger RNA. It is a transcript of the gene RNF166, whose product is annotated as ring finger protein 166. Gene Ontology annotation, biological process: ubiquitin-dependent protein catabolic process; protein polyubiquitination. The transcript is spliced from 6 exons. Gene Ontology annotation, molecular function: ubiquitin protein ligase activity. Bases 63 to 557 code for a protein of 164 amino acids. The record is from RefSeq and is a predicted model, not a curated record. Lineage: Eukaryota; Metazoa; Chordata; Crocodylia; Gavialidae.